GGCCAGGGACACCCAGACACGGCCAUGGUCCCCGCAAGACUCUUGUGGAUCUGCCUGCUGCUGGCAGGGGCCUGGGGUACUCAGGAUGGGGACGUGCGGCUGGCCGGAGGGAAGCGCGCCAAUGAGGGCCGCGUGGAGAUCUUCUACCGCGGCCAGUGGGGGACGGUGUGCGACGACCAGUGGGACCUGAGCGACGCCAGUGUGGUGUGCCGCGCGCUGGGCUUCCCCGCCGCCGCGCAGGCUCUGCCCAGGGCAGCCUUCGGCCCAGGAAGAGGCCCGAUCCUGCUGGACGAGCUGGAGUGCGCGGGCACUGAGGAGUCUCUGGCCAACUGCAAGUCCCAGGGCUGGCUGCAGAGCAAUUGCAAGCACGAGGAGGACGCCGGCGUGAUCUGCGCCAACCGAACCAGCAGCAACCACACCCUUGACCUGUCCAGCGAGCUGCUUGAGGCCCUGGAUCUGCUCUUCGACAGCCAGGAGGACUGUGACCUGUCCAUCCAGGUGCAGGCGAUGCCAGGACAGGAGAUGCUGGGCUUCUGUGCCCACAGGCUGGUCCUGGCCACCAACCCUGAGGCCCAGGCGCUGUUGAGUGAGGCAAACAGCACAGUUACCUUGAAGGUGGACAGCGAGUGUCUUCCUGUUGUUAGGGACUUCAUCAGGUACCUGUACUCACGACGGCUGGAUGUGUCCAUGGCCACUGUGAAGUGCUUCCACAAGCUGGCGUCCGCCUACCAGGCACCGCGGCUGCAGGAGCACUGUGGGCGCCUCUUCGCCGUCGUCCUGCCUGAGGACCCAUCCUUCCAGACCACGCUGGACCUCUAUGCCUACGGCCUAUCCUCGCAGGACCCCGUGCUGGAGGACCUCUGCGUGCGGUUCCUGGCCUGGAACUUCCAGAGCCUGAUGGAGUCCGAGGCCUGGCCUCACGUGCCGGUCACGCUGCUCCAGGCCUUGCUGUCCAGGAGCGAGCUGGCUGUGUCCAGCGAGCUGGCCCUGCUGAAGGCGCUGGACGCCUGGAGCCAGGCACAGCGCGCCCCCUCCUGGCAGACGGCGGAGCUGCUGGCCCAGGUGCGCUUCCCCAUGCUGCAGCCGCAGGAGCUCUUCGAGCUGCGGUUCAGCUUGGCGCUGUACCCGCGCCACGAGGAGCUGUUUCAGGCCAGGAUGUUGCAGGCCCUGGAGUUCCAUACGGUAUCCCACGGGCUGCUGAUCCAGUACCGCGGCCUCAACCUCACUGAGGACGCUUACCGGCCCCGGCUGUACACUGCGGCCCCCUGGGGCACCUUCCUCAAUGACACAGGCCGGGACAGGUCCCCCUGGGAGAGGAGAAGCUACUACAACUACCACACCCACCCCUACUCCCGCUCCCAGUCCUUCCAGACCCCCCAGCACCCCAGCUUCCUCUUCCAGGCCCGGAGCCUCUCCUGGGCCCUCUACGAGCUCCACUCCCUGGACAGGUGCCGGAACCAGGGCUUCUCCUGCACCUCCGCAGAGCUGCCGGCCCUGGGGCUCUACCGCUCCGGCUCCCCGGCCCCCGGCAUCACCUAUGACAACAAAGCCCUGAUGCUGUGUGGUGGGCAGCUCGUGGUCCACGUGUCCGACUUCCGCGGCCAGAUGGCCCCCAUCCCCGACGCCCAGGGCACCAGCGCGUCCAAGCGCGCCUCCUUCCCCUGCCCAGCGGGCCGUUUCAGCGCCUUCCACGUGGUCAUCCGCCCCUUCUACCUCACCAACGCCACCGACCUGUGCUAG
Molecule: messenger RNA, 1740 nt
Organism: Sorex fumeus (smoky shrew)
Lineage: Eukaryota; Metazoa; Chordata; Mammalia; Eulipotyphla; Soricidae
Gene: LGALS3BP
Product: galectin 3 binding protein
Exons: 5
Coding region: 25-1740 (571 amino acids)
Cellular component (GO): membrane; extracellular matrix
Molecular function (GO): protein binding
Source: RefSeq, a predicted model, not a curated record